Molecule: messenger RNA, 1629 nt
Organism: Fulmarus glacialis (Northern fulmar)
Lineage: Eukaryota; Metazoa; Chordata; Aves; Procellariiformes; Procellariidae
Gene: SLC45A2
Product: solute carrier family 45, member 2
Exons: 7
Coding region: 1-1629 (542 amino acids)
Cellular component (GO): membrane
Molecular function (GO): sucrose:proton symporter activity
Source: RefSeq, a predicted model, not a curated record
AUGACCUUAACGAAAGAGAGUUCCCACAGGGCUCUUCCACCCCCUUCUGUGGUGGCCAAGGCCGACAUGGACAGCACCAGAGAGAAGGAGGCUCUGCUGCAAUCUGUGACGAGAACUGGAGCAGUGGUGCCAAGGAAGCGAGCGGAGGGAAGGCUGGUCAUGCACAGCAUGGCGAUGUUCGGCCGGGAGUUCUGCUAUGCCGUGGAGGCCGCCUUUGUCACGCCGGUACUGCUCAGUGUAGGGCUGCCCAAGAACCUCUACAGCCUGGUGUGGCUCAUCAGCCCUAUCCUGGGCUUCGUGCUGCAGCCCGUGGUAGGUUCAGCCAGUGAUCACUGCACCUGUAGCUGGGGCAGGAGGCGACCUUACAUUCUGGGUCUGGGCAUCAUAAUGCUGUUAGGCAUGGCUUUGUACCUCAAUGGGGACGUGAUGAUCUCAGCUUUCAUCGGUGAGAGAGACAAUCAGCGGACGUGGGCAAUAGUCAUUACCAUGCUGGGAGUAGUGCUUUUUGAUUUUGCAGCUGAUUUUAUUGAUGGCCCCAUCAAAGCAUAUUUAUUUGAUGUCUGCUCUCAUCAGGAUAAAGAGAAGGGUCUGCAUUACCACGCCCUCUUUACAGGUUUGGGAGGAGCCCUGGGUUACCUGACAGGUGCUAUGGAUUGGGGUCAAACUGUACUAGGAUAUUCCUUGGCAUCGGAAUUCCAGGUGAUUUUCUUAUUCGCAGCCUUGGUUUUCCUAAUCUGCCUUACUGUACAUCUGCGCAGUAUUCCUGAGGUCCCACUCAGAUUCGAAAAUGAAGAGACAACGUUCUUGUUGGAAUCCUAUAAAUAUAGCUCCGUAGAGGAGGAUAUCAAGAACAGUUACUUAAAAUCAACACAUACUGAAAUAAAGGCUGCAGCUAAACAAGGGAAACCCGCUGUUACGUCACGUGCAGAGGAUCAAAGGCGGAUGACUCCUAAAUCACUUUUGAGGACACUUUUAAGCAUGCCAUCCCACUAUCGCUAUCUCUGUGUGAGCCACCUCUUUGGAUGGAUGGCUUUCCUGUCCAACAUGCUCUUCUUCACGGAUUUCAUGGGACAGGUUGUAUACCAGGGUAGUCCUUAUGCACCUCAUAACUCCACGCUUUACCUUACCUACAAAACAGGAGUAGAGGUGGGAUGCUGGGGGCUGUGCAUCAAUGCAAUUUCUUCAUCAGUCUAUUCUUACCUGCAGAAAAUCCUUCUGCCAUACAUAGGAUUAAAGGGACUUUAUUUCAUUGGAUACCUACUUUUUGGAUUGGGAACUGGAUUAAUUGGCUUGUUUCCCAACGUCUAUUCCACCCUGGCUCUCUGUUCCCUCUUUGGUGUCAUGUCCAGCACGCUGUACACAGUGCCAUUCCACCUCAUUGCAGAGUAUCACAGGGAAGAAGAGAGCCUGAAGCUGCAGGAUGGGGAACAAGCUGGAGAGCGCGGGCGAGGGAAGGGCAUUGACUGUGCCGCUCUCACCUGCAUGGUCCAGCUGGCCCAGAUCAUUCUCGGUGUGGGCCUGGGGCUCUUGGUUAGUGUUGCCGGCAGCGCAGUCACUGUGAUUUCGGCAUCUAUGGUGGCACUGAUCGGCUGCUGCUUUGUUGCUUUUUGUGUUCGAUAUAUGGAGUAG